Molecule: messenger RNA, 660 nt
Organism: Naegleria fowleri
Lineage: Eukaryota; Heterolobosea; Eutetramitea; Acrasida; Naegleriidae
Exons: 1
Coding region: 1-660 (219 amino acids)
Molecular function (GO): DNA binding, bending
Source: RefSeq, a predicted model, not a curated record
AUGGCAGGAAAGAAAGGAGGAAAGAAGGACAGCAACGCACCAAAGAAGCCAAAGACUGCAUACUUUUUAUACUGUGACGACAAGAGAGAAGAGGCUAAAAAAACGCUCGGAGGAGGAAAGAGUGCCUCUGAAGUAAGCAAGCUCUUGGGCGAAUGGUGGUCAAAAUUGACUGAAGAGGAAAAGAAGCCUUACAAUGACAGAUAUAAGGUUGCAAUGGAACAACACAAGAAGGAAAUGGAACACUACAAGAAGAACAAGCCAGAAUCUUCAUCGGAGGAAGAAGACUCUGAGGAUGAUGGUGGUAAGAAGAGAAAGAGAGGAAAGAAGGCAAAGAAGGACAAGGAUGCUCCAAAGAGACCACUCACUUCAUACAUGCUCUUCUCUCAAGACAAGAGAAAGGAAAUUUUGCAAGCCAAUCCAGAAUUGAAGGUGACCGAAGUUGCCAAACAAGUGGGUGCUAUGUGGAAGGAAAUGUCUGAAGAGGAAAAGAAGCCAUACAACGACAAAGCUGCAAAGCUGAAGAAGGAAUACGAGGUCGAAAAGGCCAAGUAUGAUUCCACUCAUGGCGACUCCUCAAGCAAAUCACCUGCCAAGAAGAAAAAGAAGGCUGAAUCAGAGGACGAGUCUGAAUCAGAGGAGGAGGAAUCUGACAGCGAAUAA